AUCAAAAUAAUAAUAAUAACUUUCUUUUCAUCAAGCGUCAAAAUCACAUUCGACCAAUUCAACAAUUAUUAAAUGAUUAUCAACAACAACAACCAGCAGAACAACAACAAUCAUCAUCAUCAUCUUUACAACGAUUGUGCCAAAGUGAAAUAAAUCUUAUUAAUAAUGAUAAUAAUAAUGAUUAUCAUUAUAAUUCAUCAUCAAUAGAAUCAUUAUCAAAUCAUAAUAAUAAUAAUAAUAAUACAGGAACAAAUAUCUGUCCAAUUAAUGGUGUAGCAGCUAAAAUUCAUCGUAUUAAAAAUCGUCAAUCACAGUUUAUGAAUAAUAAACAACAAUCAUCAAUAAACAUUGAUAAUGAUAUGGUAAAUGUUCCCAUACGAAAUGAUAUUAAUAAUCGAAAACAAUUAUUAAAACAACAACAACAACGAGAAGAAGAAGAAAUUGUUAAAAAUAUGAAAAUAAAACGUUCAAUAUCAAAUUUUGAUACAAAUUAUUUAAAUAAAUUAAAAUUAAAAAAUACAAAAAUACAAAAUUUUUUAGAUAAUCCAUGGUAUUUAAAACGACCAAUACAAAAUCCAUCAUCAACAACAAAUUUAUUGGAACAAUAUUUAUCAUUUGAAUUUUUAAAUGAACGUAUUCAUAAUCGUUUACAACAAGAAUUAGAAUGUUCACCAAAUAAUACUUUACGUUAUUUUAAUUUUGAAACAUCUAAAUCGGAUAGUGCAACAACAGGUGUGCAUAAUGAUAAUAAUCAAAAUCAAAAAUCAUUGAAAAUCAAAUCACAUCAUCAGGAUCAAUUGAAAAUUGGUAAAAAUUUAUCAUAUAGUGAAAUGAAUUUAACAACAAUUUCAACAAAAAAACUUAAUCAACAACCAAAACAAUCAAAAACUGUUAAUAAACGUAAAAGUUUUCGUAAAUUUUUAGAACAUUAUUUUAAUAAUAAUAAUGGCCAUAAUGAAACAAAUGAACAACAACAACAACAAUUUUCAAAUGGUUAUGAUCAGAAUUUUAUACUAAAACGUUCAACACCAAAUGCAGGCUUAACUGAUGAUGAACGUUAUAAAAUUUUAAAUUGUAAACAUUAUUCUGAACAACAAGAAUCAAAUAUAUUUAAUCGUCAUAGUUUACGACAAUGGAAAAAAACAAAUCAAAUGGUUGCCAAUUUAUUUAAUAUUAAUAAUAAUCAAGAUAAUCAAAAUAGAUUUGAAGAUACUGAUUAUCUUUCUGUUAUUGAUUGA
Dermatophagoides pteronyssinus (European house dust mite) is the source of this 1238-nucleotide messenger RNA. RefSeq lists its product as uncharacterized. Lineage: Eukaryota; Metazoa; Arthropoda; Arachnida; Sarcoptiformes; Pyroglyphidae. The record is from RefSeq and is a predicted model, not a curated record.